Molecule: messenger RNA, 4323 nt
Organism: Amblyraja radiata (thorny skate)
Lineage: Eukaryota; Metazoa; Chordata; Chondrichthyes; Rajiformes; Rajidae
Gene: plcb4a
Product: phospholipase C, beta 4a
Exons: 40
Coding region: 536-4177 (1213 amino acids)
Biological process (GO): phosphatidylinositol-mediated signaling; release of sequestered calcium ion into cytosol; phosphatidylinositol metabolic process
Molecular function (GO): phosphatidylinositol-4,5-bisphosphate phospholipase C activity; calcium ion binding
Source: RefSeq, a predicted model, not a curated record
CUUUUCUUUGCUUUUUCCUCCCCGACUCAGAAGCAGCCGGUUGUAAUACUGCUCUCUCCUCCUCCCCCCCUCCCCGGCUCUAUCGAGGCUUCCAGCCCGGGAUUGCGAGCUCCUGGCCCGGCGGUGUUGCCUGCCAGCCUCGCUGCCUCUUCCUCUCUGCCUCUUGUCUCCCUUCUUUUUCCAAUCUUGCUGCAUUUUUACACUGGAGACGAGAAGGAAGCUGCCCUUUCCCAUUUUUUUUUUAAUGUCUGCGCGGUGUCCUUUUAUUAUUUCGCCUGUUUUUAUUUGAUUUGAGAGAGGGAGGGGGAAAAGGAGUGCUUUGUAAGGAAGUUUUAAAAAAAAAAGUGUCUACAUAACAACAAUGAAGAGAGAUGACUAGAAACCGAGGGACACAGACUGAUACACACAUCCAACCCGGUCUCUGGAAUACGCCUACCGUCUCCAGUCUGAUUGAUAAGAGACCAACCCAUGACGCAUUUGACUAAGUAGGGCCCAUUCAUCCAGGCACAGAUCAUUAUUUGGUUACUGAACGACCAUGGCGAAAGCGUAUGAGUUCAUGUGGCAAAAGAGGGUUCCUUCCUUUAUGCAAGAGGGUGCCGUUUUCGACAGAUAUGAAGAGGAACCGUCUGUGUUCGAACCAAACUGUCUUGUGAAAGUGGAUGAAUUUGGAUUCUUUCUCACCUGGAAAAGUGAUGGAAAGGAAGGACAAGUGCUGGAAUGUUCCAUGGUCAACAGCAUUCGAUAUGGGAAUAUCCGCAAGGAUCCCAAAUUACUGUCUGCGCUGGAGGCAGUGGGAAAAGCGGAAAACGAGCUGGAUGGAAGGAUAUUUUGCAUUUGUUGCGACGCAGACCUGGUGAACAUCAGCUUUACGUAUCUGGUGGCUGAGAGUGCUGACACGGCCAAGCAUUGGGUUGAGGGAUUGAAAUCGAUUGUCCACAACUUCAAAGCGAACAGUGUCUGCCCUAUGACCUGCCUCACAAAACACUGGAUGAGAUUAUCGUUUCUGACUAAUGUAAAUGGAAAGAUUCCAGUAAGGAGUAUUACCAGAACUUUUGCAUCAGGCAAGACAGAAAAGGUGAUAUUUCAGGUAUUGAAAGAGCUCGGUUUUCCAAGUGGCAAGAUUGAUGAAAUUGAGCCAGCUGUUUUCACCUUUGAUAAGUUUUAUGCACUAACUCAAAAAAUUUGCCCACGCACUGACAUCGAAGAACUAUUCAGGACACUCAAUGGAGACAAAACUGAUUACUUAACUGUAGACCAAUUAGUCAGCUUUCUGAAUGAAAAUCAACGAGAUCCUCGUCUGAAUGAGAUUCUGUUUCCCUUCUAUGAUACCAAAAGAGCAAUGCAGAUACUCGAACAUUAUGAACCCGAUGAAGCGUUGAGAAAGCAAGCCAGCAUGUCGUCCGAUGGGUUCUGCAGGUACCUGAUGUCGGAUGAAAAUGCGCCAGUCUUCCUCGAUCGCUUGGAGCUGUAUCAAGAAAUGGAUCAACCGCUCUCGCACUAUUUCAUCAGCUCCUCUCACAACACCUAUCUCACGGGUCGGCAGUUUGGAGGCAAGUCCUCAGUGGAGAUGUACAGACAAGUCCUUCUGUCUGGCUGCAGAUGUAUUGAAUUAGAUUGCUGGGAUGGAAAAGGGGAAGACCAAGAGCCAAUAAUAACACACGGCAAGGCGAUGUGCACAGAUAUUCUUUUUAAGGAUGUAAUACUAGCCAUCAAGGAGACGGCAUUUGUAACAUCAGACUACCCUGUUAUCCUCUCAUUUGAAAAUCACUGCAGCAAACCCCAGCAGUACAAGAUGGCCAAGUACAGUGAAGAAAUCUUUGGAGACCUUCUAUUGAAGCAGCCGCUGGAAAACAACCCACUAGAUGCCGGCAGACCUCUGGCAUCUCCGAACGACCUGAAGAGAAAAAUACUCAUCAAAAAUAAGAGGUUAAAACCUGAAGUAGAGUCAAAGCAGCUUGAGACGUUUAAAAGCCUGAUGGAGGCCGGGGAAGCCUCCAGCCCAGCAAGCAUGUUGGAGGAUGAAAACGAGGAGGAAAUCGAAAACGCUGACCUAUCAUCGAUUUCGGUUGACCAAGAUGAAGCACAUCCUGAAUUGAAAAUCAAUAGUGAGCUUUCUGCAGAUGACAUAACUCAGGAGAAAGAAGCACUUGUCAAUAGUGUGAAGAAGGUAAUCGAAGACACUGAACCGGAGAGUAACAAAAAGGGAACUAUAACUGUAGAAGACGAACAGGCCUGGGUAUCAUCCUAUACUUAUGUUGGAGCCACCACCAAUAUACAUCCCUACUUGUCCGCCAUGGUCAACUAUGCCCAGCCAGUGAAAUUUCAAGGCUUUAAGAUUGCAGAAGAGCGAAAUAUCCACUGCAAUAUGUCCUCGUUUAAUGAGUCAGUUGGACUGGGAUAUCUGAAGACACACGCGAUAGAGUUCGUCAAUUAUAAUAAGCGACAAAUGAGUCGCAUUUACCCCAAGGGUGGUCGCGUGGAUUCCAGCAAUUACAUGCCUCAGAUCUUCUGGAACGCUGGCUGCCAGAUGGUCUCCCUGAACUUCCAGACUCCAGAUUUAGCCAUGCAGUUAAAUCAGGGAAAGUUUGAAUACAAUGGAUCGUGUGGUUAUCUCCUGAAGCCUGAUUUCAUGCGGCGACCAGACCGGACCUUUGACCCGUUCUCUGAGACCCCGGUGGACGGUGUGAUUGCAGCUACCUGCUCUGUAAAGGUGAUAUCAGGACAGUUUCUAUCAGAUAAGAAAAUCGGCACGUAUGUAGAGGUGGACAUGUACGGUCUCCCCACUGAUACAAUACGCAAGGAGUUCCGCACACGGAUGGUGAUGAACAACGGUUUGAACCCAGUUUACAAUGAGGAGGCAUUUGUAUUCAGGAAGGUAAUUCUGCCUGACCUGGCGGUAUUGAGGAUAGCAGUGUACGAUGACAACAACAAGUUGAUUGGCCAGCGGAUCUUGCCUUUGGAUGGGCUUCAAGCUGGCUGCAGGCACAUCUCGCUCCGAAAUGAAGGCAACAAGCCCCUGUCUCUGCCCACAGUCUUCUGUAACAUUGUGCUGAAAACAUACGUCCCGGAUGGCUUUGGAGAUAUCGUUGAUGCUCUGUCAGAUCCGAAGAAAUUUUUGUCUGUGAUGGAGAAGCGGGCUGACCAAAUGCGGGCAAUGGGAAUUGAAACUAGCGAUAUCGCGGAUGUGCCGAGCGACAACACCAAAAACGACAAGAGAGGGAAGGCCAAUACGGCGAAAGCAAGUGUCACGCCACAGAGCAGCUCAGAACUGCGGCAAAACUCAACGGCCGGGCAAGGAGUCGGAAACGAUGCAAAGAAAGAUAUGACACUCGUACCCCAGGUGAAUAUUGAGGACUUGAAGCAGAUGAAGGCCUAUCUAAAGUUGCAGAAGAAGCAACAAAAAGAACUGAGUGCAAUAAAGAAAAAGCAUGGCAAGGAUCACAGUGCCACUCAGAAGUCACAUUGUAUGCAGGUGGACAAACUUGUAGCCCAGCAUGACAAGGAGAAAUUAACCCAAGAGAAGAUCUUGGAGAAGGCAAUCAAGAAAAAGGGAGAAAACAAUUGUGUUGAUUUGAAGAAGGAAACCGAGAUCAAAAUAGAAACCUUAUCUUCAGAUCACAAAUUAAAGGUGAAAGAGAUAGUCACCCAGCAGACCAAGGAGUGGUCGGAGAUGUUAAAUGUUCAUUGUGCAGAGGAACAGGAGCAAAGGGACCUUCACUUGAGCCAACAAUGUGAUUUGUUAAAGAAACUCCUCAUGAACAUGCACGAGCAGCAAAGCCAGCAUCUCAAACUCAUCCAUGAUAGGCACAGCAAAGAAAUGCGAGCUAAUCAAGCCAAGAGUUCCAUGGAGAACAGCAAAGCCAUAAGCCAUGAUAAAAGAAUCAAGAAUAAAGCUGAAAGGGAAAGGCGGGUGAGAGAGCUGAACAGCAGCAACACUAAAAAGUUCCUGGAAGAACGGAAACGGCUCGCAAUGAAGCAAUCCAAGGAAAUGGACCAAUUAAAGAAAGCUCAGCUCGAACAACUGGAGGGCUUGGAAAGACAAAAUGAUCAGCUGCUGAAAUCAUGUCAUGCAGGGUGUGUCUCCCAAGGCAAAAGAGAUGCGGCAGAUGGUGAAGCUGGAGGCCGAAAUGGCUCGUCGACCAGCGACAGUGGUCUGAAUUCCCCAGAAGCCGACUGAGGCGACACACACAUCCGUCACGCACGCACGCAACGAAUGACGACGUCCAAACACCACCGACCCCCAGUCACAACUUCGCCAUCUCUUCUUACCUCACCAACCUUUUUUGUAGCCAUCUAUUUUCAGUAUCAAAGAUUCGACAUACA